AUGGGCAGCAAGACAGCUUCCGCCAGCAGGGUCGUGCAGGUAGUGAAGCCACAUACUCCAUUAAUGAGGUUCCCUGACAGAAGAGACAAUCCUAAACUCAGUGCCUCCGACGUUUCGAGAUCUGCUGGGCUACCCUCUCACUCUUCUGUAAUUUCACAGCAUUCUAAAGGAAGCAUAUCCCCAGAUCUUCUGAUGCAUCCGGGGCCCCCAGACACUGCAGAAAUACUAAAAACCUUACCUCAGUGGGGCUGGAGAGAUGGCUCAGAGAAGUACAGAAGGAAACCUAUAUCUCAAGAAGAAAUGGACUUUAUCCAGCGUGGAGGUCCAGAAUGAUCGCUGUGGCUGCUGUUUGUCGCCAGACAAAAGGAUUAUCUUUACAAUAAAGGACUUCCAA
Chionomys nivalis (European snow vole) is the source of this 394-nucleotide messenger RNA. Its product is annotated as alpha-ketoglutarate dehydrogenase component 4-like. The coding region runs from base 1 to 333 and encodes 110 amino acids. The transcript is spliced from 2 exons. NCBI's taxonomy places the organism in Eukaryota, Metazoa, Chordata, Mammalia, Rodentia, Cricetidae. The record is from RefSeq and is a predicted model, not a curated record. Gene Ontology annotation, biological process: 2-oxoglutarate metabolic process.